UGUUAGGAGUUAGGACUGCUGCUUUAAAAGUUGAAGAAGGUCUGUCAUACAGUUUCUACUACAUUCUUAACUGCGUUUGGUCUUCUCUUGAGUAAUUUAUUGAAGAGACAGACUGAAAGGUAUCUCAUUACAUGUUACACAGCUUGAUUUGUGCCUUUAAAGCCCACUGAUUUUCUGAACAGUAUUUUUCAUUGACUUGAAAUCCUAAAAAAUAUACAUUUGCUUAGAGGAAGUUUCAAAACCACAGUGUCAAGUAACAUGAGAGAAGAAACUAUUUGCCCAGAUUCCCCUGAGGGGAGCUUGGUGACCAGUGAGGAAGAGACAGAUCAGCUCGACAAGAAGCAUUUUCGGAAGCGCAGUUUCCUCUUGAGAAAAGACAGUGAAGGAUCAGUCGCAUCACCUGGUAAGAGGUGCAAAAGAAGCCCUGUGAUGCAAAGUUACGAAGACAUGCAGACUCAGAGAGUGAUCGCUAAUGUACGGGAGAGACAGAGGACGCAGUCCCUUAAUGAUGCUUUUGCUGAACUCAGAAAGAUUAUCCCAACUCUUCCUUCAGACAAGCUGAGCAAAAUCCAGACACUGAAGCUGGCUGCCCGCUACAUUGACUUCCUGUACCAGGUACUUCAGAGUGACGAGCUGGAUUAUAAGAUGGCAAACUGCAACUAUAUGGCCCAUGAGAGACUCAGUUAUGCAUUCUCUGUCUGGAGAAUGGAAGGGGCCUGGUCCUUAUCCACCUCAAACUAAUUCUCAUUCAUCAUAAAGGUGAUCAAAUACCACUUGGACCCUCUUAGGGCCUGGUGCUCUGAGAAACCAGAAGGUCUCUUUCCUAUCUCUCCAGGGUGAAGAAUAUUCAGAAAUCCUAUGCACAACCGUUUUCACUCCAAACAAAUCUUCUGAAAUGAGAAACUUCAAGAAAGAAAUUUCUGCUGAUCACCAGCAAUUUGCUGAAUUAACUGGAACAACUCUACAAUCGUAUAUAGCAAAGCAGCAUAAAAAAUGUGAUUGCCUUCAUCUUGGAGAGACUUGUAUAAAAAUAUUAGAAAAAUAUUUAUUGUUGAGUAGAAGAGAACAUGAACAUUUAAAACUGCAUGCUUUCGCUAUCAUUAUACUUGCUGUUUAUUCCUUUCCAUACUGUACUUGUGUAAAAUGCUGUAAAUGUACUUUAAACAUUUACAGUCUGUUGCUGUAUAUGUUGCUGAAUACAUAACCACUUAAGGCAAAAAAAAAUAUUUUACAUCACAUUAUUUUGCAGGCUCUGGUGCAGUUCAUUUGUUAUAAAAUUAGAAGAAUGCAAAACAAUGUUUCUAUACUUUGGAUUUCGAGAUGUUAGACAAAUGCUCCUUGUCAUGUGCUGAGCAGUUCAACCUUAAAUGUUUUUUUUUUCAUCCUGCAAAGACACUUUCUCACUUCCCAGUUUAUGUGGAGAGUUUGCUGAUCACUUGAGAAAACACUUUGAUACACUAGGAGAUGUGAUGUGGACAGGACCUGACACUACAUGACAGUAUAGGACUAUGGAGUGCAGGAAAGAGUAUGAAACAGUAUAUAAUAUUAUAUAAUAGUAUAAGCAGAGUUCAGCAAGGCAGAACAGUGAGACAAAUGACAUGUACAUAGACUGUAAAUGUAUUGUACAAGUCAAACACAUACCUUUCACUGACAAACAUUUGUCAGAAAAAGUUCCCUUACUAAAACAUAAAAUAAACUUCACUAACUUAUCCAUUUUCCCUACACACUGUGACUUGGAGGGGGUAGCUGCCCAUUAAGAGGGGUAGAUGUCUAUACUCUCCUUCAUAUCUCAUAAAAUGUAAGCCACUCCAAGACUGCACUUAGCCAGAUUCACACAUCCUUCCCCAAAGACCUUGACUCAGACAUUAAUUAGCAUGGUAUUCCUUUCAAUGUCCCUGCACAUCACCAGUUGGCAAUGCAUACUGGAAUAUGAGAACAACACUAUAGCUAAGCUGUGGUCGUACAUAGACUGUUAUGUAUGACAACACCACUCUGGGAUUCACUUCCUCAAGCUUCCUGACAAAACUGUCAAAGCCACCCUACACCAUGAGACAAGAUAAAGACAUCUGGGAAAGGUCAGUCUUUUUAAAAAUACUCCAGUUGUAUUAUUGUUUAGUGUUCGACUAACCCUUAGUAUUUAAUAACGUAGAGCAGGACCAGACAUACUAGUGUAGCGUAUUACAUAACUGGAUACAAUAGGAUAAAAGGCAGUAAUAAUGCAGGAUGAAAUAGGUAGGAGACUACAGAACAAAUCUAGUAACAUGAAGGAGGCCAGAAUAAUGUAAGAUGAACAAAAUGUAUGACAGAACAGGUUAUAAUAAAAACUGAGAGCUCUGCAGACCAGGGCAGGAUGUCAACAAAAGGUCCAGUGGCAAGAGUGACAUAAAUAGAUGAGGUAGGCAGGGUAAACUAGAAUUGGGAGGCACAGAGAACAAUAGUGCACAAGAGAGAGGAUAAGAAAAAGGUACACUCAUACUGCUCAGCUAUCCAGAACUCGCGCUAAUAGGCUGAGAGGCAUGGUGGUACUGAAUAUGGCAGUAUUGUAUAGAAUGCAGAGCAAAUAAACAGCCUAAAUCACAGAGAUAGUGUAUGAAACUGCAGCAACGUGAUGACAUUGGGAGGGGGAGGCUGUAUAGAUUUAUUUUAUGCUUCUGAUGGUACACAUUUGGAAGUAUACUUUGACAGGGACUGAGCAAAAUAAAGUACCUUUAGCCCUAAGGGGUGAUAUGAGAAAGCUUUGCUUAUUGUGGAAAAAAAAUUAAUUAUGGUGUUUUGAGUGCAAAAACAAAUCAGUGCACAUUUCCACUUGAAAUAUUCUUCGUAUUAAAUAUAGUAGCAAGUGAUGUGAAGAAAUGGUAAAUUUGGGUAAUGUAUGGCAGAUGGAUUUAAUGUGUUAGAAAAGUUACAGUACAACAGGUUGACUGUAAAUAAAAUUCUGACUUUUUCUGUUGCAUAUUAAGACUAAAUUCUGAAUCAAGAUUGCCUUUUGCAUUAAAGACGUUCACAGCUCUAGUUUGUCAUUUCUGUUUCAGACAACAAUGAAUGUAGACACAAGACAGCAUCAGUCUGCCUUCCUGACUUUAUAUUCAAAGUAAUGGCAGUGCCAAUGAAAAAAGGAAAUGUACAGCAAUGUAACAAAAAGCCUUAAGAAUUAUUUAAAGAAACAAAACAAAAUGACUUGAAAGGUCUUUGCUAGUGAACUAAUAAAAAAAUGCAGAGAUUUCUGUGAUAAGUUAUGAAUGCCCUCUUGCUAUAUACCACUAUCUGAGAGCCCCCAGCACUAUGCAUUGUUUGUAUAUUCAUCUGCAAAGUGUUAGUGUUUUUAAUAAACUUUCUUUUAUUUGACUGCAA
This is a messenger RNA of Protopterus annectens (West African lungfish), 3351 nucleotides long. RefSeq names its product twist-related protein 2-like. The record is from RefSeq and is a predicted model, not a curated record. The transcript has 2 exons. Gene Ontology annotation, molecular function: DNA-binding transcription factor activity, RNA polymerase II-specific; RNA polymerase II transcription regulatory region sequence-specific DNA binding; protein dimerization activity. Bases 259 to 741 code for a protein of 160 amino acids. Gene Ontology annotation, biological process: regulation of transcription by RNA polymerase II; developmental process. Lineage: Eukaryota; Metazoa; Chordata; Ceratodontiformes; Protopteridae.